CUAAGCCACGAUGCGGAUGGCACGAAAGGAAGGCAGAACAAGCCCACAGCGAUAGCCCGUCUGUGAUAACGAACGCUGUAGAUAUUUGUUAAGCCAUCAGCAACCUCCUCGCCAACAGUCAGUGUAGUCAUGUACCGUUUCUCGCUUUACCGGCUAGUGGUGGUGCUGUGUGUGAUAACCAUCGGCUACACGACCGUACGCUGGUGGCAGCUUAUGUUUGGCCAUGAUUCCGGUAGCAGUGGUCCACCGUUUCAGCAUACCUGCAACAUGACCGAACCUUACCGCCAGGAACUGGAGCGACUGUUCGAAAGAGUACACCGGUUACUGGGGCAACACGGUCUGACCCACUUUCUCUGUUACGGUACGCUCUGGGGCCAGAUACGCAUGGCACGGAUGCUACCGUGGCGGGAAAAGGCCGAAUUCUGUGUACUGAACGAUGAGCUGAUGCGCCACGAGGAAGCCCGGUUCAUUCGCAGCUUCCUCGCGCACCAACUGCAGAUACGCUACCUUCACUCGGAAGGCAUCUAUCGGAUAUUUGCGAACGAACCGGCAUCCGUUACCGUGCCACCGUACGUUGAGCUGAUCGUAUUUCAGCUCGAUGAAACGCAAGGAAUGUACAAACGCGUCGGUUGGAAACGGAGACUUCUGCCGCCGCACUGCGACUGGACACCCUCGUUGGAUUGCUUUCCGAUGGUCCUGCUGCAGGGCUCGCUUUCUACCCGCCCCCUAGGGCCAUCGAUCUACACCGUUCCGAUGGGUGGCAUCGAGAUACAGAAGUACCACUACCCAGACAACUGGUGGAAGGACGUGAAGGAGCGCAACUGUAAUCUCAAUUAGAACGGCAGCGGACAGUACGCCAUCGCGAGCGACAAGUACCUUCACUGGAACGAGGUUUCCCAGUUCGUUUUCGCUGUAAAGUUUGUGGCAAAACACAUAGUAAGCCACAGAAGCCAAGCAACGGUUGCUCAGAAGAACGCAGCAGAAGCACUCUCUCGCGGAAUCCUGUCGUUCGCCCUAGGAUUAUCAUUUCUUUCCAACAUCCGUUGUUUUCUCAACGUCGCUACUGGCCAAAUAAAAGCCAACAAAAACAUAUCUCACUCGCCUUGUUAUCGCUAUCCAACUGCUUUUCUUGGCAUAUACACAGGGUGUUGAAAUAGAGUUUAUUGUUGGUUUUGUUCUUUUUCACAUAACUUCAUUUAGUCAUUACGUCGCGACUGUUGCAUCGACUGUGGUAGGUCCGAUUGACCGUUGACCGUAAAAUUUCGAUUUUCGGCGUGCAUGUCCCGGCGUACACGCCCGUUGGAAUCACUUUCCCUAGCUUCUCGUUUCCUAAAACAGAGUAAUGAAGACCGUCACUCGGUCCGCGUAUCGGCAUUUGGCCAAUAGUGCAUCUUCCAGAGAACCGAAUCUAAUUGACACAAAAAUGGCAAGCCAAAGCACAAUCUCAAUUCAUAACAGCACCCUUUGUGUCUCGAAAGGAACAUCCCUCGAGGGUUUUUCACAUAAGUAAUUGACUUGCCGAAGCAGGAAACGAUUCCAUCGAACCUCCUCCUCCGACGAUGAUUUCCAUCCAACAGAAACAUAUUCACCAUUUACAUGUAUUCAAUACGACGACCAUGGGAUAAACUGGUAAUUUCAAAAAGUACAUUUCAAAAACGCUCGCACGCAGACGGAAGAAGAAGAACUUAAAUUUAGCUGCAUAGAAAAAGAUUUCGGCUUGCUCUGCGGCGCACUCGGCGCGCUUUCGAAAGCUUGACUGCCACGGAAUGGUCCCGCUUAACUAGUCCUCUCGCGGUUAUUUCUCUGUCAGAAGAGCACGAUCGUACAACGUUCACCGAUCGAUCGAGUGGAAGCCAAUGUGCCAAUGCCAUUCGCCUUCCCGAUCACCGUUGAUCAUCGUGUGGCCAACGUAGCGCCGCCUGUCCCGUUUUGUUUCCCGUUUUCUUUUGUGUGUGAGCUGGUACCGUGCCAUGCACGAGCGCCCAAUGAGAAUCACUCCACCGGCAUGGACGACAUCUUCUAGACAUCCGCCACACGUGCCGAGGGCGAUGGAGAGUUUUCGCCAAACAACUAAUCUUCUAACUAGCGCAUUAACGGUUGGCCACCGAAGAUCAUGGACAAUGCAUACGCGCACACGAAGCAUUACGGUCAACAGCAACAGCCUCCGGGAGGGGGAACGGGGGGGGGGGGGGGGGUGAAACGUCGGUUGCAACGAGAACCGCUCGAUGCAAUCUGUUUUACAGUGUGUCUGCGUGUCGCCCGCUAUGCUCGGACUGUGUCCACUUCCAAACCAACUACACGUCCCACACGUUUGUCCCCCGCUGUCUCUAUCUUCUUCUUCUUCUUCAUCUUCUUCUCCGUAGGUAUCCCGAGGAGGGGUGGGGGGAUAUAAACUUAACAAAACGCUGUACUUAGUUGAUGGUGCGUUGAUGCGUAUUGACUGCGUCCCGAGGACAGAUGGCUCCACCACUCGCGUCUCACAUCCGCUUCUCGCUCGCUCGAUGCUUCAAA
Molecule: messenger RNA, 2511 nt
Organism: Anopheles aquasalis
Lineage: Eukaryota; Metazoa; Arthropoda; Insecta; Diptera; Culicidae
Source: RefSeq, a predicted model, not a curated record